Macadamia integrifolia is the source of this 3052-nucleotide messenger RNA. RefSeq names its product ankyrin-2-like. The coding region runs from base 742 to 2772 and encodes 676 amino acids. The record is from RefSeq and is a predicted model, not a curated record. Lineage: Eukaryota; Viridiplantae; Streptophyta; Magnoliopsida; Proteales; Proteaceae. The transcript is spliced from 2 exons. Gene Ontology annotation, molecular function: protein binding.
UCCCAGUUUUUUACUUUCUCAUAUGUGUACAUAAUGACAUAUCUCUAUCAUUAUCCGUACUGUUGCACCACCCACAUAGCUUUACGGGCCAGAGGAAUCUAAACUUUAAUGGGGUUUUUCUCUUUUUGGGUUUCCUUUGAUAAUUUCUUUCUUUCUAUAUUUCAGCAUUUCUGCUAUUCCUUUUAUCCGCCAAUGAAGAUUUGAAGUAAUGCUAAUGGAAUUAUACAAAGUAGGCUAAUCUCCAAAUCUUCAUUUCUCUUGUCUUUCCUAGAUACAGUUAGUUUCCAUCUGCUUGUAAAAGCUACGUCUUGCCUCUUGAUUUUGUUUCCUGGGAGCAAUAAUGGCUGUUAGUGCCUUUAUAUCUCCUCCUCCUCCACUUCGUCCGGCUCUGGUCUCUCCUCUGUUCUUGACUUUUGCUAUUAUGGGUCGUCCUUACUUUCCCAUUUUUCUCUCUAGCUCUUCUUCCUCUUCCUUGUUCUUCUCUGUGUUCUAGCUUGUCCUGUUUCAGGUUUUCACUCUCCUGUAAGUUGUUAUCAGGUUUGUAGUCUCUCUUCUCCCCUUCUUCCACAGCCUUUCUUCUCUGUCGCUCUGUCCUUGCUUUUCUUCCACAACUCUACUGUCAAAAUCGUGAAUUCUCCAUAUUUUCUUGUUUCCAUCUCGAAAGACCUCAAGAAGCUAUAAUUCCCUCUGCAUUCUCCUCUACGUUACUCAAAUUUCCAUCCUUUACCACCUAAAAUCAAAAUGCCUCCUUCAUUUUUCCCUCUGCGGUGGGAGAGCACAGGAGACCAGUGGUGGUUCGCCUCCCCAAUCGACUGGGCUGCUGCCAACGGCCACUAUGACCUGGUUCGAGAGCUUCUUCACCUCGACACCAACCUACUCUUCAAGCUCACCUCCCUCAGGCGAAUUCGCCGUCUUGAAACCGUCUGGGACGACGAAACCCAGUUCAAUCAUGUCGCCAAAUGUCGUUCUCAGGUUGCUCGGAAGCUGUUCGUAGAAUGUGAGAGCAAGAGACGAAGCAACUCCCUUAUACGAGCUGGCUACGGUGGAUGGCUUCUAUACACUGCUGCCUCCGCUGGGGACUUGGGUUUUGUCAAGGAAUUGCUCGACAGGGACCCUCUUUUAGUCUUUGGAGAAGGAGAGUUCGGUGUCACGGAUAUCUUUUACGCUGCUGCAAGAAGCAGAAAUCCUGAGGUGUUCAGGGUCCUGUUUGAUUUCGCAGUCUCACCAAGGUAUUUGAUGGGUAAUGGUGGAGAAAUGGAGCAGCAGCCAGAGGAGGUUCCUGAGGUUUUUAGGUGGGAGAUAGUGAACAGGGCUGUUCAUGCUGCUGCUAGAGGAGGUAACUUGGAGAUCCUCAGGGAGCUUCUUGCAGAUUGUACUGAUGUCUUGGCUUAUAAGGAUCUCCAGGGUUCUACGAUCUUGCAUGCUGCCUCUGGCAGGGGACAGGUUGAGGUAGCCAAGUAUCUAGUGGCAUCCUUUGACAUCAUCGCCUCAACUGACAAUCAAGGAAACACUGCAUUGCAUGUGGCUGCUUACAGGGGUCACUUGGCUGUGUUAGAGGCUCUAAUUCUCGCAUCUCCUUCAUCCAGCUCUUUGAGAAACAAUGGGGGAGAUACCUUCCUCCAUAUGGCUGUGGCUGGCUUCCACACUCCGGGUUUCCGAAGGUUGGACCGACAGAUUGAGCUCAUGAAGCAGUUGGUCUGUGGAAAGAUCAUAAGUAUGAGAGAUGUCAUUAAUAUCAGAAACAAUGAUGGAAGAACUGUCCUUCAUAUGGCUGUUCUUGAGAAUAUACACUCCAACCUGGUGGAACUCCUAAUGAAGAUACCGUCAAUUGAUUUAAACAUGCGUGAUGUUUAUGGCAUGACACCUCUAGAUCUCCUCAGACAAGGGCCAAAAUCUGUCUUAUCUGAAUUACUGAUCAAGCAGUUGAUCUCUGCUGGGGGAAUGUCCAGUUGUCAGGACUAUAUGGCUAGAAGUGCCAUCGUUUCUCACCUGAAGAUGCAAGGUAUUGAAAGCAGUCCUGGAACUUCCUUUAAAAUAUGUGAUGCAGAGAUAUUAUUGCACACAGGCAUUGAGAGUGCAUCAGAUGCUGUUGGUGAUCUGGAAAGUGCAACAUGCUUAAGUGAACUUAGUAACUUUGACUCGAUCGAUGGGAGCCACGGCUCUUUUGAUAAUAAAAGGGCUGGUGCUGUAAACAAUGCAGCAAGACAUCUAAAAAUUCUCCUCCAAUGGUCGAGCCGAAAACAGAAGAAAUCUGAAAGUUUGAAGAAGUUGGGGGACAAUGAUUCAGUAGGGUCAUGUAAGAAACGUAGAAAUUUGGAUGACACUCCAACACCACUCAGGCAGAGAUUCUCAAAGCCCUCAUCGCUUCCGAAUAACAAAAGGACUCUUUCUGUCAGGAGUAAUCUUCCAAGUCCAUCCAGCAAGAAGAAGUUUGCUGUAGGAGUAAUCAAUGGUGUUGUUCAGGCCAUGCCACAUGUUGCUGUUCCCACCAGAUCAUCUACCAGUUCUUUCUCAAACUCUCCUAUUCCUUCACCUACUUCCUUGGAUAAACAGAAGGGUCUUCAUAUUGGAAAUGAAAGUGCUGAUCCCUCUUGCUCUAAUCAAUCUCUAAUUGGUGAACCAGUGGAAAUAACCCAAAAACGAACCCCAGUAAAAAGGAGAUUCAUGAACCAGUACUUUUGUUUCGGUGCACAAAGCUUGGCUGUACAUGACCCUGUUAUGAGGCCACCGUCGAACAAGGGUUAUAAGCGAUCACUUCUUUCUGUGGCUUGACUGAGUUCAUCUUAACGGAUGGUGCCUGUGUAGCUCCUGCAAUCAGUAACUGUUCCAAAGCAAGUUAUCAGGUUUACUGUACCUUUAAAUGCAUUAGAUCAAUAGAGUUCUGCAGAUGUUAUCUUGUUCUCAUUCAUAUAUUAUGGUUGUUUUUAUCCUAGAUGUCUUAAAAGUCAUGAUAGGUAUCUUGAGACAGCCAUAACGUAUAGGAUAUGUGUAGUGAGAACCUUCCUUUGUUUUGUACUCCGAAGUCUGAAAUCCAAGAAUGUUUCUAUGUCAA